Molecule: messenger RNA, 1627 nt
Organism: Camellia sinensis
Lineage: Eukaryota; Viridiplantae; Streptophyta; Magnoliopsida; Ericales; Theaceae
Source: RefSeq, a predicted model, not a curated record
AACUUUGGUUCCACAUGUAAGCCACGCUAAUUUGCUCGGUUAAUUUCCUGCCUUCAACAUUCUGUACUUAACCAUUUUUCCGAUUUCUUUUGCAGCAAUUCAAGCCUUGCAAUCCAACUACCAAUAUCCCAACGUAGAAGCCAUUCGGACCGUGCUCCGUUACAGCCACCGGGAUUGUAACAAGUUGCUCGGCUACACUCUAACCUGCAGAUACUCAGCUCCAUGCCGGAGCAAAGUUACAGACUUUCUCCGUGCUCCAACACCUCCUCCAGACCCAACUCUACCGGACGUGCCGUUAAUCCGGCUGACCGAAGAACAAGAGAUGGCAAAACGAAGCCGCAUCAAGAACCUCCUCACAGCAACCUCAGCCGAGAUACCGAGCAUCAUCACCUACUCUCAAGCUGCCGGACAAUCUAGUGGCCCCAUGGUCGCCUUGGCAUCUCCAGGUGCUGGGCAACCCAGACAAGAAGCUCGCCGGGCUGGCAAAAGGCCUCGCGCAGACCCAACUGCCGAGCUGGUUGCCGAGCUAACCACCAAGCAACCCGCCGACACUGUCAACCGAACACCACCGUGGCGACCGCAGCUAAAGCACCGGGGAAAGGACAUACCGGCUACCGUUUCCAUCAAGGGCAACAAAGAGCACCUGCUCGCCUUUGACCUUUCCAAAGCCCUUCUCCUACCAAGCAAUGUGGACGGCAGCGACCACGUUCCUGACACCCGGUUCGUGAAAUCGUCUGUUAAGUCCAUGGCCAGGGCCAUCCAGAAGCAACACUUGGUCAUGGAGCGAAUCCAUCGACUGCGGCAAAAGGCGAAUGACACCGCCAGCCAAGUCCAAAGCCUUGAAACCGAGCUUGGCCGAGCAAAGUCCUCACUUCAAAUCACCAAUGCUGACAACAACAGGUUGCUCGGCCAGCUUGACGAAGCCGAGAAGAAGAAGGAUGAGCUCUAGGCCGAGCUGGAUGCACUCAAGAAGUCAAGAGAGAAGGAGUGCGAAGAUGCCAACAAUGCCGGCUUCAAGGACGCCGAGGACAACUACAAGAAGCAGGUCUUCGCAACUCAAGACAUUUAUUUCAAAGCGGGCUAGAAGUCUGCCUGCGAACAUCUCGGUCAAGGUCCUGAUACCGACGUGUUUGCCACUCCACCGCCUACCUUCCUACCGACCUAUCUCGUUCCAUAUACCAACGACGUCUUCAGCGUGUUGCAGGUUGAGGCCGAGGAAGGUCUUGAAGAAGAGGCCGAGGCAGAUGCUGAGGGAGAGGACCACCAAGAGCGGGGGCAGCCCGGCCGAAGUGAGCCCAGUGCCCAAGACCAACCUCCAACGAUCAACUUGGAGGCAACCAAGGAUGAAUUCACCAACCUUUCCCCCUUAGCUUAGCUUUCUUUUUUCUUUAUUUUUUGCUUUGCACAUGUAAUCGGGCUCUCUGCCCCUCAUUUUGUACUUCUCUUUUCAUUAAUGAAAAAGAUCUAGUUUCACCAAGUGUUUGCACGGUCCUAGAGCUGAGUAACUUUAACCGGACAAAAUAUCUCAGCAAGACAAAUUUCGUUAAUUAACUCAUAUAACCAAAAUAAAUCAUCUCGGUGAGCAAAACAUCAAGUCUUUCAACCGGAAUAAACAUCUCGGUUGAGA